AUGGAAGCAACAAUUUAUGAGGAUCAAAGCUUCUUGUUGCCAAAUAAAAAUUCCUACACACAAGACAAUGGUGAGCUAUGGUUAAAUUUAGCGAAUGACUGCAAAAAUCCCGGUAGACGAGAAGACUUUGAUAUUUCUGAUUUGUUGAGGUCUCCGGACCUAGGGAUUUCGUCGCCAGACCUCGAAAUGAUUGUGUGGCGAAAUUUCCCAGAGACUUGUUCGAUAAAAUUGGAAUCCCAUUCGCCUCCAGCACCACAGCUUUUGGUUCCUCAGGAGCCGGAUUUUACGAGCCAGCAAGUCACCGCGGAACAGGAAGUGUUCGCCAGAGGAUUUACCGACGCCUUGCAACGUCUGCGAGAAGAAAGAGAAAUAAGCCAAGCACGCAAAUCCAAAACGCCUCCGUCAGAUGAAUCAAUCCAAGUGAUUGACGCCGACUCGAAAUGCACUUUCAUCUCUUACAGAUUUGAUUCAUUUCACCGCUUACCGUCUUUUCAAGAGACUUUUUUACCUGUUAGGUUGGCUGGUUCAAUAAAAAAUAAAGAGGUGGACAGAUUUUCGCCUUGUGAACGGGAGCCGCUCGAAGGCUCAGAAAUUUCUGAAUGGUUUAAAGUGGAGACUUUGGAGGAAGGAUUCUCUGGGCAAAGACAAAGUUCUCACAGAGAUGGUCUGUUUAAUCCGUCCAGCGAAGAAGAUUCAGAUGAACCUUCCUUCAAUUCUCCCUCAGCCCACAGUCCCGAUGCUGAGGAAUUUCGUUAUGAGGAUUUCGAACACGAGAUUAAAGCUGCAGAGGAUAGGGAGCUGUUUCAUAAUGGCGUCCACGAGCAGGACAACGUUGGACCCGAUGGUGAAUGGACCUACGACAAAGACAGCUUUAUUCAAAAUGCCCCAACACCAAAACAUUGGCUCGCAGUCCAUACGAAGCUCUAUAACAUGUCUGUAUUAAAACAGGAGGCAGACACCGUAGAAGAACAACCUCAAGCGGACGCAAACAUACCUGGCGAAAACAUCAAUGUGCAAGGGUUCAUUAAAAUGGAGCGAAGAAAGCAGAAGAAUCGUUUAGCGGCGUGGAAAUGCCGUCAGAAAAAACUUAUACGCGAAUCAAGGCUUGCGACAACCGUUGAAGAGCUUUAUGCGGAAAAUUCCAGACUAAUGGAAGAACUUGGGAAGUUAAGAAGAAAAAGACAACAAUUAGAGCAAAGUUUUAUUAAACAUGUGACUAGUGGAUGCGAGGAAGCCCACAUACAAUACACGGAGAGUUUUAACGUCGACAGUUAACACAAAUGUUUUUUCUCGAUGAUUAUUUUUGCCUAGGUGAGUACAUCUGAAGUUAACUAACCGCAGAAAUUUCUUUGAAAACUACUUGUGUAUUUGCUCUACAAUAAUUCUUGCACUCCGGCCUAGGCAAAUUGAUCACCACAACAUGUUUUGACCCAAGUUUAGUGGCGAAGUUCCUCUGAAAAUACCUGAUUAUGUUUUAUUCCAUUUGUUUAUUUCUACACAACUAUAGCUUACUUUGGCCGUCAAUUUCACUACCGAGUCCUUUUCCUUUCAAAUGACUUCCAUGUUCCUCUUGCCACACAUCGUUUAAAAAAUAAAUCUUGUUCAGACAUUUUGACUCGCUAGGUAACCAAGUGUGAUAACAAUAUCGACCGUUUAUGCAAUUUAGUGCCAAUACAACACCUUAGGCGGGAAAAAAAAAUGAGUGGCAAGGGAUUAAAUCAUCCAUGGGAGAACUUUUAAAUCAGACCAUCUUUUUUGAAAUUUCUAUUCACUUUUGCCCCGCUCAUUUUGAACCAAAGAGUUUUCUUUGCAAUUCACUGACUUCGCUUUCAUUAAAAACGGCUGAUAAAAUUAUUCGUUAAUCCAUUUUUUAUUCCGUACUCGGCCCUCAUUAUACCGUUGUAACAAAUUGGCAAUUUUUCGUCCGAAACACAAAUGAAGGCAUGGUCGGGUGUAUAACUUUUUUCCCCCAAACUGAGCACGCAUAAAGAGAUGCAGCAAAACCUCUGACCGUUGGACAGGUAUUGUGUGCCACUAAGUUAAGAAAUUGUUGUGGGUAACACUGUGUAAUGAAAGGUAACAGCAAAAAAUGAAAACCUUAAUGUGAACUAGUUACCAAAAAAUUUAAAACUUUCUUUGUUUUUCGAGUUUAAUAUUUUCGGCCCCCUAAAUCAAAACGAUAGCCGUCCUCAGGUCUGUGGUUCCUUCUCUAAAAUCCCGAUGAACGGUGGAGCCUUGUUCAUUCAAGUCUCUCAGCUAAUAUUUGGUAUUUGUAGUCGUGAAAAUCAGGAGAACUCUACUGUGCAAGUAAAUCAUUUGACUAAAGACAUCGGCUUUCUGUGCAAUUACCACUAAAUACAGUCAAACCUCGUUAAUACGGGAACUGAGGGGGCCAUAAAAAGUGUCCGUAUUAAGUGGGUUGAAUUUAGUAAUGGCUUUCCUUCCCCAGGGGCGAAUCAAACUGUCUGUAAUUAUGAGGUGUCCGUAUUAAGCGGUUGUCCCUCAAAGUAGGGGCGGAUCUAGGGGGAGGGUGCGCACCUCCCCCUCACCCCCCUGAGAUGACCUGCGGCAUUCUAAUACAACUAGCAUUCUGUAUUAAAAUUUGUUUAUGUCACCAUUCAGUUACACCAUUCCUUAGUGGUGCACCCCAAAAAUUCUUGAUUCGCCCCCCCCCCCCNUUCUUUGUUUUUCGAGUUUAAUAUUUUCGGCCCCCUAAAUCAAAACGAUAGCCGUCCUCAGGUCUGUGGUUCCUUCUCUAAAAUCCCGAUGAACGGUGGAGCCUUGUUCAUUCAAGUCUCUCAGCUAAUAUUUGGUAUUUGUAGUCGUGAAAAUCAGGAGAACUCUACUGUGCAAGUAAAUCAUUUGACUGAAGACAUCGGCUUUCUGUGCAAUUACCACUAAAUACAGUCAAACCUCGUUAAUACGGGAACUGAGGGGGCCAUAAAAAGUGUCCGUAUUAAGUGAGUUGAAUUUAGUAAUGGCUUUCCUUCACCAGGGGCGAAUCAAACUGUCUGUAAUUAUGAGGUGUCCGUAUUAAGCGGUUGUCCCUCAAAGUAGGGGCGGAUCUAGGGGGAGGGUGCAGGGGGUGCGCACCACCCCCUCACCCCCCUGAGAUGACCUGCGGCAUUCUAAUACAACUAGCAUUCUGUAUUAAAAUUUGUUUAUGUCAGCAUUCAGUUACACCAUUCCUUAGUGGUGCACCCCAAAAAUCCUGGAUCCGCCCCCCCCCCCGCCUCCCCCCGGUAAAGCGGGGUUUGACUGUACAGUGUUUCUUUUCUUUCUUCAGUUUCGAUUACACCCACCUGAAAUUCAGUCAUAGUAUCAUUUAUUUGCACUGUAAUGAGACGUCUAAAUAUUUUGAUGGUUUUUCUUUUUAAUACGAUUAUAGCCCUUUUGGGAUUUAAUGUCUUCGAGAGGUUUCUCCAUGUAGAGGAGAGCAUUUAUUUGUUCAUACCGGGAAGUAAAUGACUUCAGUACGUAGGAGCUGUCUUAAAGACAGUAUUCAAACCAUAAAAAAGGUUAAGGAUUUGUAAAUUGUGGAAAUUGCCCUUAGCUUAUCCAGCUAGUUUACAGGCACUCCACUCAAAUACAGUCAAUUCCCUCUAAGACAGACACCUGUGGGAUCCACCAGCAAUCUGCGUUCAUCUUAUAGAAAGUCACUAUAUAGGUGUCCGUCUUAUAGGGGUGUCUGUUAAAAGAGAGUUGACUGUACUAAAGGCAGGCGUUGAGUGCUCAAAGCUUGCCUAAGAGCAAUUUUCAAGACUAGAUUAAACGCAAGAAGCAGUCACUUCAAGUUAGCUUUAAAAACUCAAAACCUCGGCAGCCCACGCAUAAGCGCGGGAAAGCCCUGGCAAGCCAGUCGCAAAAGCACUAGUUUUAAUUUGAUUUCAGUAUUAUAUGGCUAACGCUGGUUUCGCGGGCGAGCAAGAUAAAGCGAAUGUUGUCUACCUCGGCUACCCAAUAGGGCAUGAUAUUGCUUCAACGUAUAGUAAAUCUUUAAAUGGUUAAGCUCGUUCGGUCCACUAGCUGGCCGGAUAUUAGCCUUGUUUUUUUGGCAUUUAUGGACCUUGACUUCCUCUAUAAAAACGUUAGAACAGAACUUGGCCAAUAUCCAGCCACUUUUCAAUGACGAAUAUUCGUUAAGAGAGUUGCACAAAGCUCUUAGCCCAUAAAAAAGAAGGUUGGGCGGAGAUAGCCAAAUUUCUUCAAUAAAAAUCAUGUCCACAUAAACAAAGAAGGAAAUAGUGAUGCUAAGACGGGGAUGAUCAGAGAAAAAGAGAAACAAAUGAUACAUAUCGUAUGUGGCCCUAGUGAAAGAAUGCCCCUCAUAACGAGAAAGCUAGGCAUAAGCUAUAAAUAACAAUGCGCAAUAGCGAUUCAAACUCGCAGGAUUAGGAAGAUUAAGCAAAGACGUUUUAAAUCGACGCUUGUCAACCUGACGUGGACUUUUUGCAUUCUUCACCGGGCAGUGUUUUUGGUUAUAUUUUUUGGACAAAUUGUCUCCAUAAGAGUAAAUACACUUAGCAAUACAAAUUUGGUAGCGUCAUGCAUAUUUUAAAAAUGGGAAAAGGCCUCUCUUUCUCUUGGCGUGCGUCUCUCAAAAACGCGUUUACAUGAGCUCCCCUAUCACACUCCUUCGCAGUAAACCAUGAGGCCUUUUAAAACUUUGUAGCGGAGUACUUAUACUGCGCAAUACCGGCCGCUUUCAGUCGCUUAGCACUUCUUCCAAGACAGGAUACUGAAAGGAACCUUACCUCAGACGAUCUUAAUAUAUUAAAUAGCUUAGCACAAACAGAAUCAGCGAAGCUUCCUAAAGCAUAACUUUUGAAUGACAAAUGGUAUUAGAAAUACUACGCAGAAGGUUGUGGUUAGAUUUUUUAAAAAUAUUUUGAUAGUUACGACUUUAUUUAUAGCUUAAUGAGAAUAUUAAGCGACAACUAAUUAAAAUUACAGAUUUCCAUAUUUUGAAAUAAAAGAAGUUUAAAAAAAAACGAUGCUGGUCUUCAUUGCUUUGGGUAUCAGAAUUCACUGUGAAAUUCAUAAGUAUUUUAUAAGGCUUCAUGGUGGCUAAAUCGUCUCCUAAUUCAUCCUAUAAACGCAGAGAUUAAACGGACCACACCAUGUAGCAAAACGCGUCUGAGCUGGUUGGAUUCAAUCAGUGUAUACCUGGAAUAAUUAUCUGUUACAGAUGAACAACAAUUCAUAUUCAACGUAAAUACGACAAUUAAUAUCUUGCCCCUUUAUCAGCACCUCCGUGGGUUUUCUUGAUAUUUCCUCAUCUCUUGAUAUGCUCGUGAUAUUUUUUAUGCUCCUGGUAAUCGAUCCUCACAAUUUUGGUAUCUAUGUUCACAACAACUGUAAAAAUUGAAUACUUUGAAAGUCAAAUUCAGCCGGACCACUUUAACAGUAUUGACACUAUUAAAACUUCGAGUUAGAUUCAAACUCAGUAUACUCACAAUUGUCAUCGCCUGACGAUUUCAGUGUACCAUUAAGGCGUCCUUGAACAUAUUGGACAAUUUGCUUGUCGAAGAUUAAAGGAGGGACAAUAAACUCUUCUUGAUUGGAACUUAAUGUGUUAUUAACUGUGUUUGUUUGAAACUUCCCCGUAAUAUUUGUUACAAAACUUGCGAUUCAGAUUUUUUUUCAAGUCCUCAUUUUGUUCCGGGACCUACCUUUAUCCUCACAAAGCCAAGCGGUAAAUUUGUCAUGUGGUAUUUCGCAGUAAUUGAGUUGAGAUAAAAUUUAGUUCGCCUCCGCAAAACAAACGUAAAAGCACGCACUAUGAUCAUACAAGGGUAUUUCGAAAGAAAAGUUCCCUGAAAUUAGUUGAUUUUGGAUCACUUGCUCUGCGGCUUUAAGGUUAUUUAACACUCUCAUCAGAUUUAGCUCUUAAAUUUACGGCGUUAAGUUUUUUUGGUCCAAAUAUCAAGGAACAUCUUUGAACGUUAAUCCAGUAUAAUAGUUCGUCGAUCGAAGUAUCAAUGUAUCCUAUUAACGACAAGAAUUUUCACUUGAAAAACGAAAUCUGCGCUCGCAGUAUAUGUUUCACCAACACCCGAUUGACGCACUUCAAUAAAGGUGGCUUUUCAUAUGAUGCAGUAAGAAUUAACAUCUCCGCGGUCAAAAACAAAAGAUUAAGCGAGAAACAAAGGAACUGGUUACACGGGCUGCUGCCUUGCGAAAACUGAAUAUGAAUCCGAAGCAGUUAAGUCAAUACGGCAACAGGCGAGUGUUCAACAAGUGUAGAAAUCUCUUUCAGAGUAUUUGAAUUCACGGUUGACGCUUUAUUGCGCUCUGGGGUCAGUGGAGGGCCAAAUAAGACUUAACGCCAUACCACUUCGCUGAGAUCAUUGCGAGCGUCUCGAAUCGCGCUGUCACUCAUGCGUACUAGGCAUCAACAAUCCCUCUGUGUUCUUUCUGACCACCCAUGAUUAAGUUUAUGAGUUUCUUGGACGAUCUUCAAAGCCUGGAAAAGUGAUCUUUAAAGAGGCACUAGUGGAGACGGAAACCGUCUAGGGUUGGGCGCUUUGCGAGGUAUGCCUUGAUUCCGCUUAGCGCGAGUUUGUUGGUUUGAUCUGCGAUUUUUUAGCAAAUGUUGGCUGGUACUUCAAGUACAUGAAGGAUUUAACUACCAAUAUCAAUAUUCCUUUAAAUCCAUUAGUUGUUUAAGUUUUUAAGAGUCGCCUAAGAUAAAAAGUCAUUUUCUUGCAUUAAUUCUCGACUCUUCAUCAAUUUAAAGUUCGUCUAGUACACCCUUUGAACAGUAUUUCACGGGCACGGUUCAAGUUUUGUCUAUAUCGUGUUGAGUUCUGUCAUUAAAAUGAGACGCCACUGAGACAGAACAACGUAAAAGAUGAAGCUUUUGUCAUAUUUAUAACAUAAACGAAAGUUGUUUUCAAAAAUAUUUUUUCUCUAUAUUUAAAAUUGCUUUUAUCGCUUAGCAAAUAUCGAUUGUCUUGCGAUCACGUCACAUGUCAACAUAGGCAUCUUAGAGCGGGUACCUAAGAUUUGGCACUUCGGUCAUGUUCAAAUCUUAUCAUUUUUUUUACCCAAAUAAUUUUUUUACCAAGCCUUGUAUAGAACAAAGAAGCAUGAAAGCGUAGAGAUAAGAACAUGUAUGUGUCCCUGAUUUACAGUAAUUACAGUUGAGAAUGAAAUACGACUCAUUGUUUGCUCUUUGGGCUAAUUCACUUUAGAAUUUAAGUUACACUUAAAAAUCGUCUUGCAAAUCAUCAAAAACCAACAAUGGCCAGAGAAGCUGUCUAUCCUAUGACCCAUAAUUAUUUUUUAAAAUUAAUUCUUGGAGGACUUCAACCAAAGGAUCAAAUGGUAGCACCUUUUUAUACAGUCUAGCAAAUCCAGUUGAAAGUACUACUCGGAGAUUCCCUGCAAUUGACAGGUCUCACUUUGAUUUCGUCUACACAGUGAAACCGAUGAAACAUUUUCCACGCUUGAAUAAACAGCAAUCAAAGACAACUUAAUACUGUUAAACUUCUUAAUACGGUGAUCCUGAGAACCAAUUUAAAUUUCACCGCCAUUUUCUGAAAGCCAGGACCGCCUCCCAAGCUCCAAACGAUUAGGGUAGUUCGGAGGUCAAAUACACAGGAGCGUCAACACUUUUGUUUGCUUAUAGUAGCGUGUAGAUUGGAUUGUGUCUUUCUAGGUAUUUCUACACUGUUCUUCAGUCUGCAGGAUGUCUCUAAGAAAGCCUUGAAGUUUUUUCAAGAACAACAUGGGACACUCGGCAUUAUUUUCAAAGGAAUUGUGUUGAAUGAAAAAAAUAUCAAGGUUCCAAUUAAAAUCAUCUUCAUUUAUUGCGACAGGGAUGUGCCACUAACAGUGUACUUUUCACGUAAAAGUGUCAGCAAGAAGCAACGAAACGUCGCUGGUACUUUUAAAAUGUCGAAAAUGUUAAAAGACUGAUUCUCUUCGAACAUACCCAUGAAAGUGAAAAAAAUCUAGUGUGUUAUACAGAGGUUCAAUGAAGUGACAGUACAUAACAUAAGGCUAAAUCAUUUGAUAGAGGCAAUCGCUAACCAUUUGAAUGAAUUCAAACAAACCAGUGAAUUUGAUAAAGAGAAUUGAAUUUCGAAAACGUUAAAAUAUAACCAGACCGCUUUUCUCCAAAACCUUUCAACAACUGAAAAAGCUCUAGUGUCAGGGGUUAUGUAUGAGAGGUGUACUUUAACCUGAAGCUAGGCGUUAUUUAAGGGGCAUGUUUUCACGCUCGGCUUUGUUAAUCGUUUACCAUUCGAAUGAAUGUAAACAUGUUCCACCAAUCCAGUGAACCUGAUAAAGAGAACUACAUGGUGAAUGCUUUUAACGACGGGUUUCUACGGGUCUCUUUGUUUUCCUGAAUAUGCUUGAAGCAUUCUACAAAUUUACCGACCCAUAUGAACUUGCUCCGCUUCAAUAUAAAAGUGUUGACUGAUUUGGCAGCACUUAGAUUCCAAGGCUCGCUUCCUUAGGACCUUAUACGCCUUUGGGUGGGACAAGUGUGCCAAAUCAACUCUCGGAAGUCAACUUAAAUCUCAAGUUAAAAGAAAACGUGUCUAAGUUGUCCUGUUUAAUCCUGGAGAAAACGCGUGGUAACCGUAGAAAUUUGGAGUGUUCGUGCAGGCAAACAGUAAGUUAACUUGAACAUUGUCUUGCCAUUUCCAAGAUUUUAAAGUGGAUAUUUAGGUAAUUUAAAACAUCACUUCAAGGACUGGUCCUAUUUAGAUUUGGUACUGGAAUCUUUUCUGUGCUUAGUGGCGUCUCAAGAUUAUGGCAAACAUUUCGCGGUUUCUGUUUUUCACUUUUUGUCUUUAGAAUGCAACUGUCAUUUCUUCACACCGUUUGCUCCUGUUUAGUCAGCCAGACGACAAAGGUUGCCCUAAAACGGGAACAGUUUGUGGUCGUAGAGUGAGUAAAAUAUAGGGACGGAACAGCUGUAACUGAUUGAGCAUUAUGGUUUGUAGAGCACAUUUUGAGUGGCUAGCGAGCUAUCUGCCUACCCACAUAAAAAGAUAGCGUCCCGGCAGGUCAUAAGUGAUUUGUCAAGGUAUUUGACCGUUUCCUUCCAAAGAACGUCCAAAAUAGUAAUCAUUGCAGCAGUGUCUCCAACUUCACUUUGUAGAAUGAAGAGAAACUAUUGGUACCAGGGAAACAUCAUUGAUAAGGCGGUAUUCGUUAUGAUUCAUCUGUUCAUGAUAAAACUUUGUUACUGUCCGUAAAGUUAGAAUUCUGGGCGUUGCUAGGGGCACCCUGCGAGCAAAGGCCCUUCGAUAGAAGGCCCUUUGCUCGCAGGGUAUGUUAGGGGCAGAUCUGGUGGUUGUCCUUUCAAUAAAUUUACUUACGUCAGUCUAAAGGUGGCAGUAACGACAAACAAGAAAAACUUAGAAUUAGACGCAAAAUUUUCUUCACUUCCUUCAGUUCAAACUCAUUGUCUCUCGAAAUGCUCGAAACCGCAAUUCUAAGUACUUUCCUCAAGAGCUCGUCCCCGGGUUCCCAUAAAUGUUCCUUUUUUGAUUUUGAUCCGUUAAUUUUCCUUGUAAAUUUUUAUGGCGGUCGAUCCUUGUUUAAAGUGAUUAGAAUAUAAAAGCAAUGUGUAACUAAAGACUUCACGUAAAUUUUUACCAAAAUGCUACAUUUCGUAUUUGCAGAGGGUCUGUAAAAAUUGUAAUUUUAAGGAGGCUUACACUCCUGCUGUCGUUCACUGAGCACUAGUAUUUCACUAAACUGUUUUUAAAGUGACUCUAUCAUAAAUAGUUUUACCUCGCCCCAUGAAAAGUGGGAGGUCACUUUAUACUACUGCAAACCUAUAAUAAUAAAAGGAACAAAUCAAGAGGGUUAUAAGUCAUACCCUUCAAACAAAUUGACAUGUACUUGAAAAAGAUCUUCAUUUGGUGACAUUAGGCUGUAUUUGUGAUCCAAAUGAAAGUACAGUUUUAAGUGGUUAGCUUGCUAGUUUAUUCAACUCUAAGACCAAUUCUUGGUUGCUAAAAUUGCGUGAUCAACAGUUCGCUCAAAAAAGUUCAAAAAAAUGGAUACUAGUUAAAAGAUAAAGAACGUAAAAGCAAAAGGACGUACACGCUACCAGUUAGUGAAAGGUUUACCACUGAGCACCACUGAAUAUUUAUUGAUCAACUUUUCUUCAUUUCGGAGAAAAUCGUCAAGUUAUUUUUAUUAAAUGAACCAAUGUGGCUUAUUUUCACGCCUGUGUGAACAUUUCCGCCCCGCUUUAUGGAGAGGUAAUCAACCGAAGGAAACUUUCAUUUAAAAACUAGCAAUUUUCAAGAGGAGAUUGACUUAAACUAUGACCUUUUUCUAAAACAAAAAGCAACAAACAAUUAGACUGAUAAAGGAGGCAUAAAAUGGAAGUUUUUAGUAUGGGUUUCUUUGAUUUCUGUUAUUGAAAACGAGCAAGGGUUUCUGUUAUCGAUCCUCAUUUUUAAGAAAACUAUAGUUUCGGUUCGGUAAACAAGGCCAAAUAUUACGGAGGAUAAAGUUCAUAGAAAUUCUUUUCCAACACUUUCUGAUUAUUUUUUUUUUCCUCGCUUUGUUCUGCUGUUUAGAAUUAUUCUGUGUUCUCCCACUACCAGAAAUCCUUUUCACUUUUCACUGCUGUCGUUUGCUUUUAUGCGUCCCUUCUUUACACCAGUCGACUUCGACGUCUCAGAAGUUAAAUAUAAUGCAUCUUGACCAAUUUAACGUCCAAAAAGUGAUGGGCCGGUUAUUUAAACGGAGUUCAAUCAGUGUUUAACAAAACUGAGUUCUAAGCCAUUUUUUCAGUUUGCUCGACGCUUUUAUCUAAACACUAUUUGUCGUAAACAGUUUCAUGAAAGCAUAUGGCGUAGACCUGUAAAGCAUUUCUCUUCUUAAAAUAACGCACUAAGGAAGAGGUCUGGAGGUCCAAAGAUUUCCUAAACCGCGGUCUAAGCAAGACCUCGUUGAAAUAACCGACCCUACAGGUUUUAACCCAAGAGUCAUUUCAUAAGCAGGUUGAGUAUGAACGUAGUCCUGAAUAGGACUGUUGUUGUCAGUGACUCACUGUCAACAACAGUCCCAUUCAGGACUAUACGUUCACUCGGACGAUAAUGCUCAACCUGCUUAUGAAGUUAACGUCUGUAGCAUAAAAACGGCAAAUAUGGUUCAGUGCUUUACUUAAACUGGAAUCUGUUUAACUGCUAUAGGUGGGACUGUCCUUCCCCUCUUGAAAAGAUGCCUAUGUAAAAGUUACUCCCCGAAUAGAAUCCUUCCUGGCGAUGAGCCUCUAUGCCACCCUGCUGGUCCUCGCGGUCCUGGGACUGGUGCCAAGUUCCUGCGCAGGUAAGCAGCAAAUUCUACUUCACGGAGCCUCCAAUUCCUCUUAUCCUGUCGACCCUUGCAAGGGAAUGGUACACGCUGUGAACAAGAGUCGUUAACAUUGGCUAUAACCACUUGAUAACUACCCAGAAUUGCUGUGCCUAGAGUUUGUUAGAUGUCAAAAUAAGGUAGUGGGUUCUUCUUCGAAUGGGGACGCUUAUCUAACUACGUCGAAACUGCCGAAAGAUUUGAUGGUCGCUUAUUAGUAGAGUGGUAGCUUACGAGAGAUUCCAGCUAUGGGCAUUGAAUGGAAAAACGUACAGGGGUAAUUUCGAUCGGUCGUCGCCCAUAGGGAUUGGUUGCACGUGGAGGUUCCACUGUAUUCCUUAAAUCCUGGCUGAAGUACUUAUCAUGUUUAGUUUACAGUAGGAAAUAUAUGUCGUCCAAAAAUACGUGAUUGAAUAUGACGAUUCAUAAAUUUAGAAAAGAAAUAGAGGGAAUAGGUGGGGUGCUGUUUCAGUUUUGGUUUGACUAGAAGUGUGCUUGCUGGGCGGGGUGCUUAUUUAAAUCUGGGACGAUUAUUAUCUGAUAAGUGACAUAAAUCUUGUCCGCUCAUUCCAACUCUACAGACCAGAAUGAAGAGCCAUUUAGUGGCGAAGGGUCCACAGUGGCAGAGGAGGACUGGAAUGGAAAUAGUGGUUAGUAGUUAGGACUGGUACUUUUGAGCAUAUGAGUAGGCUAAAAUGGUCCUAAAAUUCUCAUGUUCUUGAUGCCCAUUUUACAGUCGACUUAUUGUAGCGCCUCGUAUGAUCAGUAACGCUAUCAGGAUUAAAAACUUCAAAUGAAGGCUUUCUAUUUAUCAUCAUCGUUUUCCUGAGAAAAUAUAUUUGCCUGACAUAGACGUCCUUGUAAUCCAAACUUCAAUUAACCUCGCUCUCCGUAAAAUCUUUCAACAAAAGGAGCGCGAAAUAUCUUGUUCUCUACCUACCUCCUUAUCAAUUAGACCGAAAAAAGUUGGUUGCUACUAAAUUACAUUCUGUCUUUUUUUCUGCUGACGUAACUUUACAGUUGAUGUGGUUGAAAUCUUUCCAAACAAAUAAAAUUCGUAGUCCGCGUCCACUUCUACUGGUUGGAAUGCCUAAACUAAGACCGAGCUCGACCUGGCUGUUUCCCAUAUUACCACUUUGGUGUGUACUCAAAGGGUCUCAGUCAAGAAAUUAUUCCAACAAGAGAUCCGAGACUUCAGGCGACAAUGGAGACAAAAGCGGGUCAGGGGAGGAUGAUGGGUCGAAAUCAAACUUCCAUGGAAACGAAGACCGCGGAAGUACUAACUCAAAGUUUGACUCCUCCCUGGAACUUUCAAAAGGUACUUCCAGUUCCAAAAAGAUUUAUUGGCCAUUUUGAUUUGUUGUUGGCGACUGGGUCGGUGUUGCGACGAAUUGCAUCAUGGGAAUGUUAUGGGGGAGGAAUCUUGACCAGUUAUCAGGACAACUUCGUAACAGCCUAUGAGAGAAGUGAUAGCGUCCCCGAAACAGUCACGUAAUGCAAUUCACAGAGACGGCGGAGCCGGGGGAGCUGGGAGGGCUUUACCCUCCUCCCUCCCCCACUUUUCUAGAAGAAAAAUGUUUUGCUUAAAGUAUAAGGUACAUGCUGUAACCACUAGAAGUACCUGCCAUUUUACACCUCAUCCAGGUUGAGUUUUUUUAAGAGAAAAAUCUCAUUGAGAAUGUUGAAAAUACCAUUUCCGAGUCUCUACUAUUGGGGAAGAUUUCAUUUUGUUCUAGGUCUCCUAGCGAGAGAUAUUGCCAAUCCAUCAUCAUAUGAUGCGAACGCAUCGUUGACCAAGGCCUUAAACUCCCGGUUGGUUUCUCUUUCUAACGCGGAAACUCCCGUUGACCAGGCUUUUAAUCAAAAUCCAAUUCCUUAAGAGUACGCUCCCUCUUUUUCAGGGAAUUUGGAGGUUUUUAAUGCUUUAAAGUAGUGUGUAAUAAAUUCCCUGAUCAUCCAAACAUGCUCAGGUCCGCUGAAAAACUAGCGGCCUGUCUUGUUUUUGAUUUGUGCGGACCUGGCUGCGCCCAGCCGGGCUUAGCCUGUGACCUUCUACAGAUGCGUCUUUUGCCUAGAAGAUAAGAUAAAGAAAUGUUUGAUUACAUAAUCUUUUCUGUCUUUUUAGUUGUUGAUGCCGUAGAUAUAUUGAAGAAACUGAAAAAAGGUAUGAAGAAAACAUUACCUUAUUAAUUAUUCUUGGUUGAUUUAUGUGUGGACCAUUGUUUUUUGCUUAUCUGGUCUGUUUGUUUAUUGGCUGGUUGGUUGGUUUAUCUGUUUCGCUGGCGUUUGAUGGAAAGAAAACUUUUUCAAAUAAAGGCCUUUACAGAGAAAGUUAAACUGUCUUUCUCUUGGAUAGCUCUGUUUCCCUUAAGUGCUGAAGAAUUCCUUCUUAUAGCUUCUUGUCUAUAGUCCCUGACAGUUUAUAAUUAAGCCUUUAAAUUGAAAAGCAAGGGCUGGUACGCAACAGUCUCUACGUGAGAGCAGCAUUUUUACCUUUAGUCUUAUUUUGUUGAUUCUUUCUUUUUCUGAGCAGUAAUUCGUCUCCUUCAUCCAACGCAGGGGGGGGCGGGGGGAGGCAUGUUUGAAUGCACCCACUAAUUAAUCGACUUUAAAUCAGUAUAUUUUUUGAAAAAAUGAAGGAAGUUUGUCGCUUUUUUCAGCAAAAUCAGACGAAGAGUUGGUUAAAAAGCUGAAGACAGGUAAGGUACUCUCAUCUUCAAAUGAGCUUAGUUUUUCUCUCUGCAAUUCUAUGCCUUAUUGCCUGCAUAUGAAAUCACUGGUAAAGCAAAAAUCAAGUUAUAAAGCGUUUAUUUCUCUUUUUUUAUAACGUAGGACCUGAAACACUAGGCGUUGCUUUCAAAACGUUUGAACAACUAAGCGGCCUUUGGAUUUCCGUUAUGCAUAGAAUAUGGAGAGUUUGGAAAGCAAAAGGUACGUUGGGAUUUCGUCACGUUUAUCAACUUUAAGUGGAAGGAAUUGCUUAGCUUAUCCCCCGGUGAAUAUCUACCUUAAAAAGACUUCAAAACCGAUCAGAGCGUUUCAAAUACUUUACCAGACUGUUAUGCAGGCAAUAAUGUUUAGUAAUACUGGGAAUAUUGGCCAUAAGGGUUAAGAUCACAACAAACAUGUAGUAUUGUACAUGGAAGUUUGAAUUUUUGGUUUGUUAAAAUAAUUUCGUUUUGAUGUGAAGCGUUUUCAAAAGAAAAGAAGCUCAUUAUAGUUCGAGAAAUAUAGAAAGAUACUUACGUUAACUAACAGUAACUGUUUUAUCGUCCUCGCAUGUUUUCUCUACAAUUUAAUAAAAACCCACUUAAUACAACAAAAGAGACGUCUCAACAGUUUGUCAGCAAUGAUAUAAACGUGGCAUCUGUUUACCGUUUUUUUUUUCUUACACAGGUGCCAAAGUAGUGAUGCACUCAAUAGUAGAUAACUUGAUGAACAACACAGGUAGAACAAUAAAACGAAAGGUAGAAGAUUUUCUCAGCAAUAAUACAGGUAAGUCAAAAACACCUUCUUUAACCUCAUAACUCCCAAGAUCCGUUUAGAAAUUCUCCUUUCUGGCUGCUGUACUUUCUUGGUCACUAGAGAAUUUCAGGUUAUAUGAAGAUGAAAUUCUCCCGCUGUUAAUGCAUUCGGCUAUUCUCAUCAUGUCUGCUGAACAAUGCAUAUAUUGUAAGGAAAAUCUACAUGAAAAUCCCUUCUGGAGAUAAGGGGUUAAGUUGAGAAAAAACCUCUUCAACUAACCAGAUACAAAAUCUAUCUGUGCCUCGGUGGGAACUUAACAAAGUUUUGUACUGGAAGGCUCCUCCUUAAGGUCCAGCCCCUUAGCCUUUUAUAUAUCAUGUUUGGCAGAGAAGGGACCCCUUUCUUAUACCUUUUAUUGACGAAAGGUACCCCUUUCCUAAUCUUUUGCACCCCUUUUAACUGCUGUAAGUGCACUGUCUUUAACAUAUGAAUAAAUAAAAAAAGGUCAACGUUUUUUCGACUCUAUCACAGCCAUAAAUUUCCCUUUGGGAGUUUUAAAAACCGAAAUCACAGAUUUCCCUACCCUUUCAGCUUCAACCAGUAAAUUCCCUACCUUUUCAUAUACCUGAAGCCUGAAAAAGGUACCCCUUUUGGCAGCAUCAUCCCCGUAUAGGCCAUAUCCACAUUCUAGAUUUUGCCACAUAAAUUAACUUAGCGCCAUUAUCACUGAAUUGUGAAUUGAAAAAGCGAAUUGUGUCUUAUUUUACGCCUCAGUACGCCUUAUGUAACUUAACCUAAUAUAGUAACAUAUAAUUUAUAUCUUUUAGGCAUCCCACACGAAAAAGUGAGCAUUAAUUUUAUUAAAACCAUUCCCAAGGAGGAACAACCAUGGCCUUCUAACAAACGUGAGUUUUACUUUUCGCCUCGUCUGGCAAUCUUCAUCUCUGAAAACAGCGCAUUUUCGCUAUAGAAGGAUGAAAUUUUUCCAAAAGCUUGACAAGGCAAAUCGCUACCGAAGGGGCUAAACCCCCCAGCCACCUCCGACUGCACUUGUUUAUAUUUUUUGGUCCUCGUAGGACGAGUAUGUCGAACAGGAAAACAAUUCCGUAACCAAUCACAAUAAAGAGCAAAACAUAAUUUCAUUUACUUCAGAUUGAAAUGAUGAGUCUUGUGACAAUUUUUUCAAAAUUAAUGGCCCAAAUUAAAUAGCGUUUAAGUAGGUCUGCGUUGAGGCAGUCGUGCUAUACAGCAAUUCUAGAAGUUACAGUGGGUACUGGGCCUUUUUAUAUAACAAUACUAUAACAAAAAAGUCAUUAAUAGUUAUAAUUUUUUCGUACGUUUUCAGAGGAAAAAGCUACCAUCGAGAAGGUAAAGGUGUCGUUUAAGAGAAAAACUGCAAACACUUCAUCUAUGAACACGUCGAGCAGCGCAAACAAGGCUGAAAUUGAUGAAGGUGAAAAUAGUUCUAAAACUUAUAAUGGAAGCUCUUAUCACAUGUCCAACGUCGGAUCGAGAAUAAAAUGGGGAGAACGACAUCCUCUAGAAAUGCAAGAGCCUCUGGAGUCUAGAUAUCACGGGAACAUCAAAAAUGUCUCCUCAGGCAACUUUGAAAACCAAGUGGGAAAGAACCGUGAAACAGGAAGGAGAGUGAGGGUCAUGAGUGCUACAGAAGAAACGGGGAAUGUCCCACAACUUAGUGAAAAGAGUCAUAUAAAAGGAAAACAAGCUGACAGUCCGAGAACCAUAAACGACCAACAGAAGCUGCUUAAUAACAGCUUUAUAUCGCAGAACCCAGAUACUCAAGGAAAGGAAACAUCACAUGUUAAAAAUACCAACAUAAUUAAGGGACACGUUUCUAAAGAAAGUCACAAUAAUGACGCAAGCAAUUCGCCAGCGAAAAUGAAUGCAACUCUUGGAAAAAUAGAGAUUGAGGAAGCAAACCCGACAAAAAACCCAACUAAGAAAUCAAGUGUGCCGAAAAAAGUGAAAAUUAACUUUUUGAUAAAAGGUGAAGGGUCACAGUUAGACCAAAAUAACAGAAAUAUUUUUCAGAUCAAUAAUUCUAGAAUAGAGAAGAGGCCUCCACUAUUUGUGCAAAAUGAAACGAAGCCAUUAACCGACUCCAAAGGAAAGUCAGCAGAACUAUCAAAGUCAUUGUAUUUGACUAGAAGUGACAGUGGAGUAGUACGAAAUAACUCAAACAGUGAUACUGGCGCUCUAUUUGCUAAAAAGCGCUUUGAUAACAAAACUUUAGAGAACAUAACACCUUCACCUACAAAUUCAAGUUCUCAAUUGGAUGCUUCGAAAAUACAAACAAAUGUUACAUCGUUUGCACAAAAUAAAUCGAAAUCAAAAGCUGAUUCUACAGGAAGUGCAGCCGAAUUGUCGAAACCAUCACAUUUGACUACAAAUAUUAGCAGAGAAAAAAAUAUCUUGGACAAGGUAGCUUUGAGCUUUCAUGAUAAUGCUACUGGAAAUAGAUCAGAAAGUGAUAUUGACACUCCUAGGGUCAAAGAGCACUUUGGAAACAGAACUUUGGAGAACUUGGCUCCUGCCCUAGCAAAGGCUGAGAAUGUAUUUGCAGAGACGUAUAGAACAAAGGAUACACAACAAUCAAAUUCUUCUUUCAAUGAAGCAAGGGCAACUACCAGUAAUAAAACCAGUCUUGCAGAUAGCUUCGAUGAGAACAAUAAGCUUGAAUCCUAUGCUGCAAGGAACGUCAGUAAUGUCCCUGAAGGAGACUCAAAUAAAAAGCAAGCUAGUGGUUCUCGUAACACAACGAAUGUACGCGAUAAAAUGAAAUAUAACGUUCUUGGAAAUUCAAAAAAAAUGUUGGAUAAAGGUGUGGUAACUGCUAAGUUACAAGUCAAGCAAAGAGGACAAGUCUUGGAUAAUCGAAUGAACUUAACAGUUGACUCUUCAAACGCAGAACUACAAAAUGAGAAGGAUGAUGUUUUAUCAAAGAAAAGGACUCCGAACGUAGCUCAAGAAGACUUCAUGAAAGUCUCGGGUAAUGGAAGAAACGUAAAUGAUUCAAACACAAUACCACAAAAUGUUAAGGUGGAUGUUACAACAAAGGAAAGGUCACAGAAGGGGUUUCAAGAGGACGCCCCGAAGGCGAAACACUUAAAUCAUUCUCAAACAGUGACUGGUGAAGAUAAUAGUGCUUUAGUUCUUCAUACACAGGAACAUAAGGAAAAUCAUAGUUCACAGGGAGCCAAAGAGGAUAAUCAAGAAAAAAUAAGAAAUGGUAUGAAUAUGAUAGAUUUUUAUUCCUUUAGGCUUAUGUAAGGCUCUCCGGAUCUUCUAAACGCUAACUGAAAAUGUAACCCCAACAGGGAAUAAUAUCGAUAAUUAUGAGACAAAAAGACAAGUAAUAUAUAUGAUCCUGGUUUAGACACAUGUCCUCGCUUGACUUGUUUGAAGAUUCUUUUAAAGGCUACCAAGGAAGUGGCACUUAUAUAAUGCUUAUUUCUUUACUUCAGACAAACAAGAAUUCCAGAAAAGGAAGACUUUCUCAGUUACAAGCAGUGCACUUCACGUUCGUUCAAGCAAUUUAACGGUAGCGAGCAAAAGUUCCUCAGUUCGUAACUCUUUGUCCACUGAUGUUGUAGUCGAUGGAGAAAAGGAUUCUCAUUCUUCCAAAAGUGGUGUUUCAUUUGAGCACGCACUCAAAGGCACAAAAAAAGAUAAGAAAACGUCCCCUUCUGAUUCAAGCAGAAAUAGUAAGACUAAUUCAAUGGCUGAAAAAGUGACCAACAAUGACAAAGUAGCAGAGAGAAAGGAAACUCAUAAUCAAGAAAUUAAUGCUAAGCGAGUGCCAGGACUUCUAGGGAAUAAUAUACAACUUGACAAAGAACAUGACACAGUGCACGAUUCAGGAAGUGGAAAUGAUAUGCCACAUGGGGGAAGUGUCACACCAGAGAAACCAGAAACUCCCACCGCUAACGACCAAGGUAGUGCUUUGACUAAAGACAAAGCCCAAAAUAAGCUCCAAGGCUCUGAAAGCAUCGUGAGUUUUGAUCCAACAAAAACUGUGGCGUCUCAAAAAGAACGUCACAUGACACGUCAGUCUAAAGGCGUUAAAAAAAGAGAAAGAAAAAGUGGAAUACCAUAUGGUGAAAUCGUUACAAUUCACAAUUCUCAAAGUCGCAAAAUAAAUGAUCAUGAAAGAACAGUGACAAGAAAAAACAAACUAGGGACAAUUCAGAGAAAGGCUAGUAGCCUGGAGAAAGAUCCAGAGGAAGGUCUGCUGACAGAUACGAAACAUGGCGACGUGGCACAUCAGUCAAAAGAUGUUUUGACUGCUAGUCCACAACAGAAAGUACAGUAUGAACCGGAGAGGGUUUCCCCUAAAGCAGAAAAGUUAGUUAAGAUAAAUGAUGGACUUUUACCUCAAAGUAAAGCUAACAAGCUAGCAAUUCAAGUUAAGGUGACAUCCAGAAUAUCAGACAAAAAAUCAAGCCCCGAUAGCAAUGAUGAACCCAGACGCCACAGAACUGAACAUUCAAGUGAAGGUAUUUAAGUCCUGUUUUUCUUUUGACUAUUGUUUGUUUUUAGGGUACUUUACAGGAAAUAUAAAUGAGGGUGACGAAACUGAAUGCAGAAAAGGGUAAUAAUUGCAGCUUGAAACUUCAGAACAAUUAGGAAGGACUUUGUAACUAGUUCUCAAGCCCUGCCUACUAAAUCUUCUUUAUUCACGGCACGUUGGAUUCACUCGAUGUGCAUUAUAUUUGUCACGACAUUUCAAAGAUGGCCUUGCUCUAUCGUGAGCCUCGCACACCAUGAUUCAAGACACCCUUUGCAGCUUUACACACUGUUCGUUUUAAAUGUUGUGUUUCAAUCUUUUGCUUUUUGAAAAUUCCCUUGUUUGGUUUAUUUAUCAAAUCUGGUAUCUACAUCCACAUGAAGUAAGACAAACUUUAAGUUACUUUUGUUCAUUUCUAUAUUAAGCACACCUAUCUUCUGUAAGACGAUUUACUUAAUUCCAAAGAUACCAAAAUUCAGUAAAUUUCAGUCAUUUUAAAACGAGUACCUCUGUAAUGUGGACAUAUGAAUCAGCUGUUUCUUUGGGGUCCAUUAUUAAGUGUGACUGUAUUUAGUGUGCUUCAUUUUUUACUCAAGUGGUUUAAAGCCUGGAUCCAAUGGGUAUAAAAAAUAAUUUUUUGGCUAUCACUUUGUCACAAAAAAUGGAACUGGAUCGAAAUCUGGCACACAUAAAGAACUCAUCGUCCUUAACAUAAAAAGUAUUACUAUUGUGUUGGUAAGUCACGUGAUAUGUCACGUGGCCAUUUUCCUGAGACGAGUUUUUGAGCAGAAAGCAAGUACUAGGAGUAACAUUUUUCUUAUUAAUAUUAAAUAUUUCGAACACUUCACGUUUGGAAUGAGUGUCUAUUGCAAAUCAAUCAAAUUUUAAGAAGGCAAACAUCAUUUUAAGUACUCCAGUAUAAUCUUAAGUCAUUCAAAACUUUAAUUUUAGACUCCAAACGUAGAAAAUAAAGUAUCAUUAUCCACUUUAUUUAUCCCAAUAGGGCAGAUUCACCACCAGAUUUCCUUUUUUUAAAAUUUUUGACCACGUGACAUGCCAUGUGACGAUCAUUAUACCAGGCUACGUUGUUUUUCCAACAUUAAGUCAGUGUCAAAAAGCAUCAAAAACAAAACUGCCGCUCUUUGUGAAAAGUCUGUAACUUUCUUUUCUUUCGGAUUUACUCUGUUUUUUCCUUCAGCCACACAGUAGCUGUCUGUGUUUCGGAGUUUUGGUUUGUGUACUCCUAUUUCGUGAUCCAAAAUCUCAACAAGGUAAAAGCUUUGAAAUAUUGUAUUAAGAGGCACGAUAAGUAUAUAUACUGUCAACCAUAUGUUCUGGUUUUAAACAAAAAUACGAAAAAAUUAGAAAUGUGUUAUUGAAAGGGUGAAUCCUAUUCUAUGUCUCUGGCUGAUAAACAAAGAUUUAAAGAAUUCUUAGAGGAGAUCACAUAGGAUAUGUUUCAUGUUUUUCAUUUAAUCGACAUUUUUUGUUAAUUUCUACUGACAGUUGAUGUGCUGACCUCUCGAACUCCUCCCACGUCACUUUUGACAACAUCAAACGAUGACAACGCUUACAGCAUCAAGGAGAUAGUGCAAGGUAAUUCUGAAAAAUGUCUUUCCACAUAAAAGUAAUAGUGAGGACAAAAUUUGCUCAAGGGGGUGCCAUAAGUAGGUAGAAUAUAUGGUGGAUGUAUCUCGAAAGUGACCAUUCAACCAUUCAGGAUAAUCAAGAAAAACUAAGACAUGGUAUGAAUAUUAUAGAUAUUUAUUCCUUUAGGGUUAUGUAAGGCUCCCCGGAUCUUCUAAACCUUAACUAAAAAUUUAACCCUAACAGGGAAAAAAAAUCGAUGAGACAAAAAGAAAAAUAAUAUAUAUGAUCCUCGCUUAUACACAUGUCCUCGCCUGUAAAUAAAAGUAAUGGUGGGCACAAAAUUUGCUCAAGGGGGAUGUCAUAAGUAGGUAGAGUCAGUAUGGUGAAUGUAUCUCGAAAGUGACCAUUCAACCGCCCCUUUUAAGGGAAUAGACAUUCCCGAAUUCGGCAAAUUUUUGCCUGUGGAAUACGAAAUCUUGGGAUUUGAAAUCAUGAAUAAAGCUUGAGGAAUCUGGAAUAGUAGUAGCGGUUGGAUUCUGGACUAUACGUUCUGACACAGAAUCCGGAAUCCACGGCGUGGGAUCCAUAAUUCAAUGCUAUCUUGGAUUCCCUUUCAUUGAGCAAAGUCAGACAAACGUUGCACCUGUGAGUUCUCUCCAGUUCUUUAUUCUGCGAGUAGAGACUACAUUUUAGCGGUGUGAACUAGCUAUUUUUUGCACAACGGUUCAAAUCGCGAAAAUGUAGUCUCUGUUCUCUCGGUGGCAGUAGUCCUGUUUGCCAUACUGAAGUUUAAGGAUGAAUUGGAGCAAAUGGGCAGUUCUUGGGGGCGGACGUGUUUCUCUGACCUCCAACUCCGCUUCGACCUAGUGAACUUGUUUUUCCUUUUUUUCCCCUUCAAUCGUUUUGUACCGUUUCCUUUUUUACUUCUUCGUCUAUUUGUGCCUGAUUUUUGCCAUUUUAUCGUCUCAUUUACUCGAUACGAAAUCUUGUUUAAACAGUCUUUGAAAAAGGCUAUUUUCAGUUGAUAUUAAAUUCUUUUUUUCCAACAUUUUCCCCGGUUCCUCAAUUUUUCAGUGAUUCAAGUCCGUUCAUGUGCCUUUCUUCAAAUUUAUUUUAUUUUUUGUUUGUGUGUUUGUCAUUUUUUAACACUGUUUUCUACUUCUGCAUUCAUGAAACAACCUCUUUAAUACUCUUAAUUAAUCUAUAAUGCCUCCUAGCUAGAUAAGCUUUUUAGCUAUUUUCUACAGGCGGCUUGUACCUUACAUAAGUAGUAUUGUAUUUUCUUAAAGGUCUUUUUCUCUGUUUGUGGUAUAAAUAGUAUUCUUGUCUUGUCUAAAUUCCUUUCUUGAAUGCCAUGUCGUCUUCUGUCUUUUUAGGGCCCAAGGGGCCAAGCCUUAUUUCUGUACACUCGGAUAAUAGGAGAAUUCAUGGCUUGGAGAAAAAAGUCGUGCGGCUUGAAGACAAGGUUACUGUUCUAGAGACGGCGAUGGCAGGAUUGGCAAGACGAAUUCUGGAUGUUGAGCAGAGUACAGGUCUGAAUCACAGAAGAGUUAUCUUUCAUUUCCUUCAUAUUUUAAUUCCAUUUUUUUACCUUAGUGAAGGGUUCAUGUUGUCAAGUAACUGUUUGUUAAUUUUUUUUUGGCUCGUAAUUUUUCGUUUACUGGGAUCUACUGGGUGAGAGGCUCUAUAAAAAACAAACCUUUUCAGCGUCUAAAUUUUUAUCAACCUGUCAGGAGUCAUCUGAUGCAAAGUGUAUUACCAGCCAAUAUUGCAUGCAAGACAAAAUGCAGCACUGAAGCACACACUCCUCGGUAUGGACACUACCUUGCGCGUGCGUCCAGCCAUAUUAACCUGUGUCACUGCCUAAGGCACUGGCCAGGACGUGGGUUGGUGUAUGUGUGCCCCUUUUUUCAGUUUGUGAAUAUUGCAUAGUUUAACUCUUGUACCUAACCAGAUUGGCUAUACCUAAACGAUAAGUGAUCCGUGUUCAUUUCUUAUCGUUGGCUAUUGUUAUUGUAAUGAAUUUGUCACUUCCGGUUUUAGAUCAUCCCAUACCAACAAUUCCAAACCUUCUUCCUCCCUCAAAUGUGGUCAAGCUUCAACACAAACAUCCAAUAAACAAUCAGCAACAAACAACUGUUUACAUAACAAAAGAAGUGAGUGCACCACCACAAACAGUCGCGCCUCAGAAUGGCCCUCAGAAGAUUGUCAUACCAAUUUCCUCACUGCGUUCUGGAGGAGGGAGGGGUGUUAACACCUAUCCAGCGUCCAUACAGGAAAUUGACGAUGAUAAAGAGAUUGAAGGUGAGGUUACAAUAACGCACUGUCGACGACCACUUGCUCACGAUGCAUCAAAUUUCACUAUGGGAUUUUUUGGGGGUCAAACUUUAAACUAGAUUCUUGCGCGUGAAAGAAGUAAUACCGUCCUCAAAAUAGUCCCAUGGUGCAAUAGGCCUUUUGCAACAGUUGGUGACAUGAUCAACUUUCAUUAAACACGAAAACAGUUCACUUUUGAAAAUUUUGUUAGCAGGAACUGAAAAAGCAUGUGAAAAUUAGGUGACCUGUUAAUUUUCAGCCUUAUAUCCAAAAAGUAGAGAUGUGUGCAACGGCCGCCGAAACGUAAAAGGAUUUGUAUGAGAAAGACAAGUCUUGCCACCCAGCCACGGUUAAGUGGUCCUUGUUAAGAGUUCAAAUUUUCUGUUAUGGAAAAAGAAAAUUUUGGCUCCGUUAUGCUUAAGGAAAUAUUUUACUACAUUUUGAAAGUUUCACAAGGAUUUUUAUGGAAAGCAACAAAAGCCCAUAUCCCCUGUAUUUGUAUUAGAAAAACAAAUGAUUAUUUUAAAAUCCCAUUUCAGACGAUAUCCGCUCAGAAAAGAGGUUAGAGGACAGCACACAUGUGACUGUACCACUUACUCCAUCAGCCUCACCCAGCUCUCAGGCUCAGGCAAUAGUGAGACCUGUUGUGAACAUUAUUGUUCCAAACAAUCGAGCAGACGAACUGUCAACAGAAGGUCAGUAUAACAUGUUAACCAGGGGCGAAGCUAUCUGUAUGCCGAUACGCACGUGCGUAUCUGAAAAAAUGUCUAAGACAAAUAAAAAAUAGUGAAACAAAACAAAAAGCAGAAAGUAAAAACGGAGAGAGGAACAACGGUGCAAGGAACGGAAAUAUAAAAGCCGUCUGCGAGAAGACGAUUUGUGCGUAAGUAGUAUAGAACGCACCAAAUUAACCCCUUUUCUGCGGGGGGGGUAUCAUUAUCUUGCGGGGAAGCACAUUACGAAAUGAAAUCCGGUGGUUUCUCCUUAUCUCCCCUUUUGUCUAUUUCUAAUACAAUAGAAACAAACGACCUGCCUGGGCUUAUAUCCGAACCGGAAGUAAGAGUGUGAAUUAUUUUGAGGAAGGAAUCGGCGUUAACUUGCCUGUAACUUUAAAAAUCACUAAGUCGUAACGUAAUAAUGCAAGUUCUAUUUCCUGCCGCUUUCAUUGCACAACAAAUUGUUCCAGUUCAGGUUCCCUGAUUCCUGGCGCUCAUUCCUUCCAAGGAAUAAUUCGUAGACUUCAUACUCUAACUUUCGGUUCGGGUAUAAGCCCAACGAGGUCGGUUUUUUUUCUAUUGUAUUAGAAAUACACAAAAGGGAAGAUAGUAAGAAUCCACUGCAUUUUAUUCAUAAGGAAAAAAAAGGCUAUGACGUCAUCUGUGGUAAUGUAUUCCCCCACAAGACAAUGAAAUUCCCUCUUAAAAAAGAGGAAAAUUCGGUGCAUCCUAUACUACUUGCGUACUUCUGGAAAAUUCUAGCCAUGCUAGUGCCAGGGGUACCCAUCCGAUAGUAGUACGUAAGUUACUGUCGUAGGAAAACUGCGAAUAUCUUUUAAUAAACGAAUGGAACAGUUUUCCAGAAACGUUAGGCUUCUCUCGAGCUUAGACCUUUCAAGGCAAUAUUUACUACUACGAAAAGUUAUCUUACAGAAAAAAAUCGUUGGGUGCCCUUUUGCUGUUACCAUCUUGGGCAAAACAGAAUUCUCGUUUAGCUAUGGCCAGGGGUUCCCAUCCGAUAGUAGUACGUAAGUUACUGUCGUAGGAAAACUGCGAAUAUCUUUUAAUAAACGAAGGGAACAGUUUUCCAAAAACGUUAGGCUUCUCUCGAGCUUAGACCUUUCAAGGCAAUAUUUACUACUACGAAAAGUUAUCUUACAAAAAAAAAUCGUUGGGUGCCCUUUUGCUGUUACCAUUUUGGGCAAAACAGAAUUCUCGUUUUUUUUUUUUUUUCAAGAUUAGUUAGGAUCGUCAUUAUUUGCAAACCAAAACAUCCGACUUAGACUAACUAAGAAAAGUUUGUUUUGCAGGUACUUGUCUACCAAGAUGUCAAAAUGGUGGAAGGUGUUUGGAGGGAAACACCUGUAGAUGCCCAACCUUUUUCUCGGGAGUUCAUUGUGAAAAGUUCUCUCUUAAAGACCUUCUGAAAAGCCCUAAAAUUCGAGAAAGGACCAAUAGAAAGCUCAGAAGAGUGGUGUUAUCGGAAUUACCAGAUCAACAGUAUCUGGAUGGGACUCUAAGCUUGGAUUCAGGAUCCCCUGCACUAGAAUACAGGAAUCUUGAUCAGGUUGAAGAACCUGAUAAAGUCUUCAUUGCUAGGCAAAAGCCUAUUGAUUUGACGCCUCCAAGAAACAGUGCAGAUGCCCAGGAUGUAACCAGAAGAAGACAAUUCAUUCUCGAGAUCUGA
This is a messenger RNA of Porites evermanni, 25636 nucleotides long. Lineage: Eukaryota; Metazoa; Cnidaria; Anthozoa; Scleractinia; Poritidae. The record is from the annotation of a GenBank genome assembly.